Colossoma macropomum (tambaqui) is the source of this 2545-nucleotide messenger RNA. RefSeq names its product homeobox B10a (gene hoxb10a). Gene Ontology annotation, molecular function: DNA-binding transcription factor activity, RNA polymerase II-specific; RNA polymerase II cis-regulatory region sequence-specific DNA binding. Bases 72 to 941 code for a protein of 289 amino acids. Gene Ontology annotation, biological process: regulation of transcription by RNA polymerase II. Gene Ontology annotation, cellular component: nucleus. The transcript is spliced from 2 exons. The record is from RefSeq and is a predicted model, not a curated record. NCBI's taxonomy places the organism in Eukaryota, Metazoa, Chordata, Actinopteri, Characiformes, Serrasalmidae.
GGGCAAUACUGUCAGAGUCUUUAGCAUUCCAGACAAUAAACCAGCAUCAUCUGUCACCGGUACAGGAAGCUAUGGCUCUUUCGCGGCACCAAAUCCACCAUGGAGCUAGGACCUGGGAAGAUUCGCACUUGAGUUCUGCUCGGGUUUCACAGGUCAGCGCAUGUCCUUUUAGUGAAUUAGGCCGAAAAACCGUCUCUUAUCUUACCCUGGACUCGGACAGAAAUUCAACGCAGCAGCCUCUCGAUGUCCCAGUGUUCAGUAGACUCAUGACAGAGGUGGGCUCCAUGAACAGCACUGGCCACGUAUCGGGCUAUUUCCGUCCAGAACCGUCCUGUUACCCCGGACACAAAACCCCAACAUCGCAUAGCACUGCCGGCGCUCUCCCGGUCAGCCUGCCGCAUUCCCACCAGUUGUACAACAUCAGCUUCUCUGGGCAACCUUAUCCGCACUCUGACAGCAAACCUAUAAGCCAUAACUUGACAUUCGACUGCACAGAAUGUCCAAGCCAAGGGAGGGAAAGCUGCAGAAGUCGGGACGCUACACUCACCACUUUAGACAAAUGUCAAAGCAACGCAGACGCCACAGAGCCGCCUUGUUUACAGCAAGACAAACCUUUUACAGACCUUUCCAAGGACGCCAAACCUCCCCGAGACGAGGCACAAGCUGAAGACGUGACGUUCGAUAACGCUACGAGAGGCUGGUUGUCGGCGAAAGCGGGGAGGAAGAAGCGAUGUCCUUAUAGCAAACACCAAAUCCUGGAACUUGAAAAAGAAUUCCUCUUCAACAUGUACCUGACUCGAGAGCGCCGCCUGGAGAUCAGCCGCAGCGUCAAUCUCACUGACCGUCAAGUUAAAAUCUGGUUUCAAAAUCGCAGGAUGAAACUAAAGAAAAUGACGCGGGAGCACAGGACAAGGGAUGCGGGCACUCAUUUACCCAUGUGAUUUGUUGUGGGUCAUUGUAAAGGCUUACCAACGAGACUGUAGCCAAUAUAGCAAGGACUGAAUAUUCAGCACACUUGUUGGAUUAAGUUAAGGCUGACGGAUUAGACAGCUGAUUUCACAUGAAGACGAGACCAUUUUCUCAGCAUUGCCAAUAGAACGCUUUGUCAUAAAGCUGGCUUCAGUGCUGGCUUUUAAAGUCUUUCAUGACCUUACGUGCACUUUAUUGGUUCCAUUUGAGCCAUUUCCUCUUUCCUCAAAAGAAAAUAUUUUUCUUCUCAUUCCAUCAUCGAAGACUAUUGUUUACAGUUUAUGUGCAGAAAACCACGAGAUUAUUUAUCGGUUUUAUUUAUUGUGGAUAGGGCGAGCAAAUAAAUUGGGAACCAAUAACAAAAAUAGCACAAUAAGUGGCACACAGUAAGUUAAAAAAGAAAAAUAAAGCAUGGCUACAUCAAGCACAGGUAGAUUAGUUUUUGGGAUGCUGAAAUUUGAUUCUAGGUGGAGGUAAAGUUUGUCUGCUUCCAUGACAUGGAUGUUUUUUCUGGUCAACCGCUGCUGGUUGCAUUUGAUUGUUUCUGAUUAUUAGUAAUUUUUGAUGUGGAAAAUCUGGCAUUUUGAAAUAUUAAUAAUAAAUGUAAGUGAUCAUACAAGUAUAAGGCGUAUUCAAAAUUCUCAAUAGACCAUUUCGCAAUAUUUUUUGAUGUGAUUUAGCACGAAUUUUGAUCGGUUGCACUCAAUAGCCUAGUGCACUGCAAAUUUUUUUUUGUGGUGUUUUAACUGAAAAUAAAAAAAAAAGAUACCAGGCCACUUAAAAAUAGAUUUGAUUGAACUUUUAUAAAUUAAAUGAAUGGAUAAAAAAACAGGUUAAUGUUCUGUUGAUUAACACUCAAAAAUUAAAAGGCAGCCAGGUUACUUAGAUUUCUUUUUUUUGACGGUGUAGUCCCGCUGUAGUAGAUCAGAUUGCGGACACUAAAUACGUGUACGACCCAUGUAUGGUCCAUGUAUUGCAUUUGUUUAUGUGGAGAAUCUGAGUUGACUGAGUUUUAUUUUUGACUUUUGACUUUUAUUUUUAUAUUUUUAUAAACCAGAAAAGCAUCUUUUGAAAUUAUUCUAGGAGAUAUUCACUUUAGCAGGUUUAGAAAAAAGUACAUCUAUUACUGACAUAUUAAAUGUCUGACUGAUGUCCACUCUUUUCCUUUUUAACGCACAGCAGUACUGCGUAUCGUUGAGUUUUAACAUGCCUAUCGGAUUCCAGAAAGAAGACAGGCUAGUAGAUCUACAACUGGAAUUCGAAAGAUUAAACUGAGAUUCACAAAAAAAAACUGUAAAUACGUUUCCUAUAUUUGAAUAAUGGCUCAAUGCUGCUGAUAAAAUGGAGAAUGUAAUCUUAGUUACUGAGUGUGCGCGUGCACAGCAGAUGUCUUUGCUCUUUCUGGAAUAGUUGUUGAACUCUGCCUCGUAAUCUUGAAAAUACAACCGUACGAAGUUCAAAAGUCAAGUUGCAAACAACAGGAUGUUCAAGGAUUUAUUAAUUCAGCUUUUAAAGUCCACAUGGCCUUCUAGUCCUGAGCCCUUGUUGGAGAUCAGUGAACUUUCCGCCUUAAAGA